AUGAACAGACUUCAAGCGAGAGUGUGUCCUCUCAUCAAGACAACCACGACGAGUCCGUUCCUUCUUCAAUACAUGUCAAUACAUAUAUUCCGAAUGCAACAUGAAUACUCAUUCUCAUCAAUCAAACCGUCAUUCAUUCCGAAUAUCUCAUACUCUCAACAUUCCAUCUUCAAUCAAAGAAAAAAACAAUCUUUGAAUGUGGUCUUUGUCGGAAAUAGUGGAAGUGGAAUUACAACAUUAUUGGGAUAUUUAACAUUUAUUUGUGGAGGUAUGGAUUGGAAGAGUAUUGAACCAAUGUGGUUUGGCAUGGGAAUUGCACGAGAUACCGAUCAAUCUCCGUAUCGAUAUUUGAUUGACAGUCCUCAAGAUUGUCACACGAAAGAAUUGCAUACCAUUCGAUUGGAGACGAAACAUUUCAUUUUGAAUUGUAUCAGUGUUCCAACUCAAAGAAAGUAUGAAAAACUUUUAUUGCGAGGAAUGUUUCGAGCUGAUGUGGCUGUUAUUGUGGUCAAUAUCAAUGACGCUCAAUUAGUGAGACGUGAGUGGAAAUUUACAGAUCAAAUAAUGGCUUUAAAAAGUUGUGGAGUGGUACAAUCCAUUGUGUGUGUGAACAUGCUCGACAAGAAUCCAUCCGAAGAUUUAUUUACUCACACAGCCUCUGAAAUUUUGCAAAUUAUGAAGAAACAAAACAUGAACAUUGCAGACACCAAAGUGAUUGCAUGUUCAGCAUUGAAUGGUUUUGGAAUUGUCGAAAAUAUUAAUACUGAAUGGAAUUGGUAUAAGGGAGAGACCUUGAUUGAGGCAUUGGAUGCAUUGAAACCUCAUGAAAGACCCGUAUGGCAUCCUCUUCGAAUGGUCGUUGAAAAAGUGAGACAUGUGAAACAAGGACAACGACACGAACAAUUGAUUCUUACAGGUCGAGUAAUUUGUGGAGUGUUACGAGUGGGCAUGAAACUAUGUUUUUCAGACAAGUCCCUCUAUUUCCUCAAUGCUCCUCCACCACGAAUUGUAUCCAUUCAAUGCUUUGGACAAGAGUGUGAAGAGGCAUUUCCAGGUGAUUUUGUUGGAAUUUUGUUAGAGACUCAUGACAGUAAUUCCAACAACACGUUACUACUCUCACAUAUUCGUAGAGGGACGGUCGUGUCCGAUCGCAGUGCUGAACAUCAGGCAUUGCAAGUGAAGAGUUUUCAAGCUCAAGUCAUUGUUGUUCAUUGUCCCAAUCGAAUUCGAGCUGGAUUUACACCCUUACUGCACAAUCAAGAAAGUAGAAUUCCAUGCAAGAUUGAUCGAAUCAUUGCCAAAUUGAAUCGAUAUACGAAUGCAUUGAUUGAAUCGGAUCCGAAAUAUAUUCAACAGUAUGAAUGCUUUUCGGCCGAGUUUAUUCCUCAACAGCCUAUUCACUUGCAAACUUUUACUGAAUGUGCUCCAUUUGGUAGGCUUGUUUUUUGUGAUCAAAAUUGUAUGUGGAUGGCUGGAGUGGUGAGAUCUGUCGAAUAUUUUGAAUAA
Naegleria lovaniensis is the source of this 1506-nucleotide messenger RNA. RefSeq lists its product as uncharacterized. Lineage: Eukaryota; Heterolobosea; Eutetramitea; Acrasida; Naegleriidae. The coding region runs from base 1 to 1506 and encodes 501 amino acids. Gene Ontology annotation, biological process: translation. The transcript has a single exon. Gene Ontology annotation, molecular function: GTPase activity; GTP binding. The record is from RefSeq and is a predicted model, not a curated record.